This is a messenger RNA of Schistosoma rodhaini, 4982 nucleotides long. NCBI's taxonomy places the organism in Eukaryota, Metazoa, Platyhelminthes, Trematoda, Strigeidida, Schistosomatidae. The record is from the annotation of a GenBank genome assembly.
GCAAUUACCUUGAUAUAUAAUGCGCGUCAUUUAGUUGUGUUAGUGGGAUAACGCUUUUUGACAAUGUUGUGGCAUAUUCUAUUUAUUCUGAACUUAAUACUAUCUUCAACUUUCUCACUUCUAGAAACGGAGAAGCUACCUCAUUUCGCUCUUCGUAGUUUCUUGUCUACAAACGAUAUCGUUUAUUUUAAUUUCCCCAUACCACAACACACAUUCGUUACCAAACUCUCAAUAUCCAUCACCUUUCAUGGUUGCAAUCCUGAAAACAUUAGUUUAACUCUUCGUUCAGGAUCUUUUCCUGUAGUCAGACCAUUCGGUGUCUCAGUACCAAAUGGUAUCUUGGAGCCUAUAAACUCUCAUUCGCUAAACAUACCGAUUAAGGAAUCAUUUAACUUGACGUUUACUUCGGAAGAUUGUGGGACUUACUCUCAAUUCCAUGUGAGGUCAAUUAAUCUUCGAAAUGCAGCAAACAUUGACAUAAAUAUUAAUGGGCCUGUUGUUGGCAUGUGGUAUAUCGGUGCUUACAUGACCACCUCUUUUCAGAAAGAAUGCAUAGCAUGGUUAUUACCAUCUGUCAGACACGACAUUUCUUAUAUUGAUGGACAUAUUUCAUACAAUUAUAAUGCUCAGUUAAGACACAAUCAGUCAAUUGUUCAUGAGAAACCAUUCAUUGCGGGCAUUCAUGAGCUUCCCAGUAGAACAAUAUUCGCUUCCCAUUCAGAAGAAAAAAUUUUCCAUCGGAAAAAACGACGCAAACCUUUUUAUCAUUCUUUGGUUCAUUCUACUGCAGACCAACCUAUGCACAGUUCUUUGAUACCUCCAAGUUCGUCAACAGAAUCAAACAGCAAUAAUCCAUACCAUAUAAGAAAUUUGUCAUUCUUGGUGUCACCAUUUGACUUGGAACUGGCUCCCAUGGAAGGCAGAUUAUAUUUAUUAGCCAUUAUGGAUGAGAUGACUAGUAUUGACGUAAUAUUAGAAGACUGUAGAAUUGUUACACCAAUAGCUCCAUCUCUUGGAAAUAUUUCUGUGUUCAAGCCUAGUAAUUCAACUUCAAAAGUUACAAGAAAAUCAUCUUUGCAUGAUAACUUGCCUAAUGAGAUUAUAUUUGAUUCUUCUGCUUGUCCAAUUAUUAUUGAUGGUAGUGUUGAAGCUUUACCAUCUAGUCUUUCUUAUCUACAUCAAUCUCAAGGAUUUAGAGCUUCAACAACAAAAAAACAUGACUAUGGGAUCGGUUUUUCACCGAAUGUUGGUUCACCGUCCUCAAACGCUUUCAAUUAUACUCAGGACUCAAGCAUUCAGAGGAUAUUCCGCUUACUAGGACUUCGAGGUUCUCAAAUAAAUCAUUAUUUAUACAUUCUUAACCAAGCUUCUCAUGUUGCUGUGUACUUACGACUGGUUAUAAUUCCUAAAUUUGGUUGUGCACUCAUGAAAAAUUCCAGAAAUUUCCAUCAUGACGAUUAUUUACAUCGACAGUCUAAAAAAUUAUCAUCACAAUUUUUAUCAAUUAAACAUGAAAAUAAAUCAUUUAAAGAUAAGAUCAAUUUUAACAGAACAACUAAUAAUAUAAAUUAUCAUUUUUUCUUAAGUAUAUCAUUAUUACCUUGGAUUAAUCCGGAUUGGCCAGAAUUAACACCAGAAUAUGGUGAAAAAAAAUGGUUAAAAACACAUUAUUCAACAAAUACACAACAAUUGAUUACAUCAAAUUUUGGAUUAUUUGAUUUUAAUCAUCCAGGAUAUCAUGAUUUACCAUUAUGUUAUAUAUGGCCUACUCCAACGCGUGUUCAUUUACCAAUGAAAUUUACUUAUCAUUUUACUUAUCAACCUGAUUUUGGUCGAUACGCCAGUCUACUUCAUUUAAAACCAUGGCAUAUUGUAGUCAUACCGAUAACAUUAAAUUCAGUAAUGGAUAUGUCAAGUGUUCUUGAGAUUGCUCUACAACUUAAUGCAUUAAAUGUUUCUUGGCAAUUCAAUGAAACAUACAGAGAGCCUUUACCACGUCAAAUUAUUCUACAUGGUUGUUUUGCUAGACAUUUGACCAAUACACCAAAAGGUUUUACAGAUAUUCAUCGAUGUCCUUUAUGGAUUCGUUUAGCUACAGAUCAUGGUUUAGCGGUAUCUGUAGCUCAUGCUAUUUCAUCUGCUGCUUCAAAAGUUUUCGCUUCUAGUCAGUCACCACGUCGAAGUGAACGACCACCCAAUCUUGAUACUUCUUUCAAUGAAAGUGUAGAUCGAAGUUUUUUAUUUUUUCCUUAUCCAACACCUGGACGCUGGUAUCUUAGUUUAUAUGCAGAAUGUUACACAGCAUAUGAUGCAUUUUGUGGAUUGGAUCAGUCAGCAGUUAUUGAUGUUUCACUAAUAAUACGUUCAACUCCAUGUAUAAAUAAUCAUUGUCGACAGAUCGGUGAAGGAGCUUCACUAGCUCCAUCUCGCCUCCUAUAUUCGAAUGAAUUAAAAGUAAAUACAUCACGUUCUAGAGAUGGUAGCCAACGCUGGCGUCCACCAUGGUGGUCAUUUGAUGGUAGCAAUAAAGAUAAUUCUAAUAAAGAAAAUUAUCAUUUCAAAUAUAAUAGUCCAUUUCAUUAUGUUCCAAAUAAAAAAAUUGGUAAAAUACCAGGUGAAGGUAUAUGUAUUAACCUUUUUCAAAGAUCAAUUCAUGUAUCGACAUGUGCUUGCCCUAUUGGCUAUGGUGGUCUAGGUUGUAUGCCAUUACCUAUAGAUUAUUUUAAAACUUUUGGACUCUAUCCAAACAGACAAAUAUUAUCAUAUGAUGCAUUGAUAUUGGCUUUGUCCAAUUUGGGUUUUAUACCAGCAAUUCUAUUGAGUGUUAUUCAUCGACUCUGGAUACCGGCAUUGGUUUAUGGAUAUACUUUUCUUUUUUCUACGCAAUCUGAAAUUAUUCAGCAUUUCACACUUAAAGAUAUUAUUCACUUAAGAACUAGCUUAUAUACUCACUGUUUGAGGUAUAUACUUCGUUCGAUACUGAGUUAUGAUUUAAAUGGUGAAUUGUUAGAUUUCUAACUCUAUAGAUUAUCCAUUAAACAGCAAACCUUACCUAACAUUGCCACCAGCAGCUAUCUGUUUCCAGUGAAUGUAACUCAGUCAACUAAUGAAACUUAUUGUAUUCAGCUUUGACACAGCAUUCUCUUUGUUAAUUUUAUUGUUACUACUCCCAUUGGUGAAAUAAAAUGAAAUCUAAUGAGUUUUGAACUUGCAGCUUAAUUGUUGAAAUUCAUAUGUUAUGACUACUAAGUUAUCGUUUUAACACCAACGUCAUUUAUCACUGAUGUUUUUUCUUGGUAUAAAUAAACUCUAUGAUCAUUAUUAGUAUACUGCCAGUUUUUGAUAAUCAAUAUUUUACUUCCUAUCUGUUCAUUACACUAUAAUCAACCAUUAUUGUUUCUUGUUAUAAGUUGCUAAUCACACUUUCUGUAUAGGAAAAAAAACAACUAGAUGAUUACGUGUAAGUUUCAAUUAAAUCUUUAUAUUGAAAUUUUCAUUGUAAUUAAAAUCACAAAUCGAUUCUUGUUCUUCUUUUACCAUCAUCCUAAAUAUGCUACUAGUUGUAUUAAAUAUAAAUUGUACAAUUUAUAUUUAAGAAUAAAAAAUAGGGGGAUAUUGUUUUUAUUAGCUGUAUUCAUAGGUUAUUUUCCUGUUAACUUGACGAGGUCUAUUACAAAAAGAGUAAAUCAGUCAGUUAGUCAAUCAUAAACAACGUAGAACCUAUCACAUAUAUGGUUAUCGGUCCAAGUUACAACACUGUAUUGGCAUAACAAAAUGAAACUAUCAAAACAAAUCCCAAAGUUGAUAAUAGUAUCAAUUGUUGUUGUAGAAAAGAUUAGACAUUGACAGUAUAAUUAAAGAAGAAAAAAUGAAUUCACAGAAUAGAAAAGUAUAAAAUAAUUGUGCAACUUAAGAUCUAACGAAAGACAAAGAGCGAUUGCAAUUGUGAUACUGCUACUGAUUCUAGAGGUUAUCUCUAAAUGCGUCCAACCAUUAGUUACAGAAAUCGUCAGGACUCCAACUAGGUUGUAUGUAGAUAUUUAUAGGGAUAGGAAGAUAUGAAGAUGUACUCAGAUGUCAAAGUUAUAUAUUUUCAUCCCAGUGAUAUUUGGAAAUAAAAAAUAUUGUUAUUAAUGUUUGAAAAUGGCUAUGUUUAGCUUAUUUAAUUAAUUUCUGUUAUAAGUUAUUAUCUAUGAAAUCAAUCAAGUUGGAGGUACUUUGAUCGUCAAUAAAUGACUACAAACGAGUAUUAGACCAUAUUAUACAUUCGUUGACGUUGAAAGUGUGAAUUAUUGGAUCACAAGCCAAAUUUUCGUGUUAUGCUUGUUGAAGGAUCUGAAUGUUCUGUGUUUGUUCAGUGUUCAACCUCAUUCGUGUGUAUUACUAUUGGGGAGUCUGUAACUAGAACAAACUAGCUGUUCUGUUCUCUAGUGACUUAUAAUAUCAAUUAAUUACUAUUACAUUGAUUUACAUGAUAAGUCAUUAAAAAUAAUUGGUAAUUAUGGUACAGAUAUAGUUUGACAGUUUAGGUCUCAGUCAUAUGGAAUUAUAACUGGUAAAACCACUCCUUUUAAUUAUUUAACUAUAUUCUCUUUAUGCAUGUAACACUUCAUCAAUUUAAGAACAUAAACAAGAAUUCGCACCGACCAACAUAAACUCAUUUUAUUUCGUUAGGUUCUUGUUAACUCCUUAAAAUGUGUAAGAUUUGAAAAUUAUAAUUACAAAGUAGGUUAGAAUUGCUUACACAAAUGACUUCAGUUAGAAGUUGUUUUGAAUACUCAACAGCAUAGUAUAACCAGAAUAUUAAUAAAUCUAAGAAACUAAAUAUAAAUAUCGCAAAUGUAUAUCAUAUUUAGAAAAUUCCAUGACAGUGAUAGCAAAGAAAGACUAAAGAGCUAGAAAUAAGUGGUUAUGCAAUAAACAAACGCUAAUAAGUAAAAUGAGUAAAGCUGCUUUACAUUUUAAGCAAAUAUGGAUAGUGG